AAAAUGAUGUGGAACUAAUCUUGGUCAACAGGAAGGAGCGGACUGUGUUCACUGUGACCCAAGGCUACUUGGCUCAGGAAGCCCAAAUUCUGCAUUGCACCGCUGACCUCAUGAACAGCAGCCAGCCUCCCUUAUCAGCGUGACUCCAGUGCUGCGAUGGCGGAAGCGGGGGGUGUAGACCUGAGCCGCAAGUUUGUGUCGGAGUCGGAGCUCGAGGAGAAGAGGAAGAAGAGGCAGGAGGAGUGGGAGAAAGUCAGGAAGCCUGAGGACCCUGAGGAGGUUCCAGAGGAGGAGUAUGAUGGCAGGUCUCUGUUUGAGCGACUGCAGGAGCAGAAGGACAAGAAGCAGGAGGAGUAUGAGGAGCAGUUCAAAUUCAAGAACAUGGUGAAAGGUCUGGAUGAGGAUGAGUCCCACUUUCUGGACGAGGUCUCCAGGCAGCAGUCUCUGGUGGAGAAACAGCGGAGAGACGAGGAGCUGCAGGAGCUGAAGGAGUACAGGAACGCCCGGACCAGGCUCGCGGCCCACAGUGAGAGCCGGAAGGAGCCGGAAAAGCGGGCGGCACCCAAACCGACCGAACACAAGAGCCACCUAUCCCAGGCGCACCUGCUAGCCGGGGCGGUGAAAAGACGCAGCUCCUCACAGUCAUCUGAUGGCUCCAAGAAACAGAAGCAGGAGGGGACUGAGGUGAUCGUCAACAGAACAGAGCAGGAGGUGAGUGAGGGCGAGGGCAGGCGUGCCGUCUCAGUGGCGGGGGCCCGGCCGGGCGUGGUCCACCUACCGUCGGCCGCCGUGUGCGUGGGGAUCCUCCCCGGGCUGGGAGCCUACUCCGGCAGCAGCGACUCCGAUUCCAGCAGCGACAGCGAAGUUUAACCCUUAGCAGCCCAGCCUCCAGUACACAGCCCCGCUCCCUCCUCCAGCCGAGCCAAUGAGCGAAGGGAAGACAUGGGUGCGGAGGACCAAAGAAAGCCCCCCCCCCCCCCCCCCCCCCCCCCUCCCCCCUCCUCACAAAGACCUGGUCCUACGCAGCAGGGGAAGGCAAACACGUGACCGCUUCUCAGAUGAAAUCGCUGCGAGAAUGUUCUAUGCUUUGUUUUUUUGUUGUUCUUCUUUUUGUUAAAACUGGGGGAGAGAGUGUUUGCUGGGUGAGUUUUGUUUUCUUUCUUCUUCAAGAGUGUCCUCUGUCUGUGUGUGCGAUGUUGAAUUUUAAUGCAAUUUGUGGCAGGGGGGAAUAAAAUGAACUGUUUUCAGAGUU
Conger conger (European conger) is the source of this 1252-nucleotide messenger RNA. It is a transcript of the gene psme3ip1, whose product is annotated as proteasome activator subunit 3 interacting protein 1. NCBI's taxonomy places the organism in Eukaryota, Metazoa, Chordata, Actinopteri, Anguilliformes, Congridae. The transcript has 9 exons. Gene Ontology annotation, cellular component: nucleus. The coding region runs from base 157 to 870 and encodes 237 amino acids. The record is from RefSeq and is a predicted model, not a curated record.